UGAAUAAUGGUAGUUCCUUAAAAUAAUUAUUAUUCAAAAUGCAAUAACUUCUCACGUCCGCGGUUAUACUCAUGUUGAAGACCACCAAAGUGUUGCAGAAAUAAUCCAUCAAACACAAUGACGUCAUCGUCACCUGAAUCCAAAACCCCCACCCUAAAAACCCUCAUUUCCACCGUCGGCUCCGUCGCAACGGCGGCGAUGGUAGCUCGCACUCUCCUACCUUCUGACUUCCAAGACUACCUCUAUUCCGGCUUCUGUAACUUCAUCAACAAGCUAUCCAGACACUUAACAAUGGUGAUCUACGAGUUCGACGGUGUUCGCGAAAACGAGAUCUACAACGCCGCUGAAAUCUAUCUCGCAACUCGAGUAUCUCAUGAUAUUCAUCGUGUGAAGGUUAACAAAAACCCUAGCGACAACAACAUCAUCGUCGCCAUGGAAAUCAACGAGAGGUUUACAGAUGUUUACAACGGCGUCAAAUUCCACUGGUCUUUAUCUUCAAAGAAGUUUCCGUCAACAGUAUAUUACAGCGACGACGGUUAUGGCAGCAGGAGUACUAACAGAUCUACUCAACAACGAUCGUUCGAGCUCACGUUUCAUCGCAAACACACAGAUCUGGUGUUGAACCACUACUUUCCGUUCAUACUUAACGUCGCUGAAACUAAAAAACGCAAGAGGAAAACCGUUAAGAUAUUCACCGUUGAUUACAACCAGCUAUCGUUGAUGAUGCCGGAGAGUCAAGACCAUCCGGUGUGGACGUCGGUGAGUCUGGAUCAUCCGGCGACGUUUGCCACGCUGGCAAUGGAUGCUGACGUCAAGGAGACUGUAAUGAAUGAUUUGAAUCGGUUUGUUGAGCGGAGAGAGUAUUACCGGAGAGUUGGAAAGGCGUGGAAGAGAGGUUAUCUGUUGUACGGUCCGCCUGGGACCGGGAAAUCGAGCUUGAUUGCCGCCAUGGCUAAUUAUUUGAAUUUUGAUAUUUAUGAUUUGGAGUUGGCUGAUCUGACAAACUCUAUGCUGAGGCAGUUGUUGCUGGCAACCGCGAACCGGUCGAUAUUGGUGGUUGAGGACGUUGAUUGCUCCGUGGAGUUGCACGAUCGAGCAGGUGAGGAUGCGGUUACUGGAAAUCGCCCGCAAGGGUAUCGUCCAGAACACAGGGUGACAUUAUCGGGGUUUUUGAACUUUAUUGAUGGUUUAUGGUCGAGCUGUGGUGAUGAAAGAAUCAUUGUGUUCACGACAAACCGAAAAGAGAAACUGGACCCUGCAUUGCUUCGUCCGGGUCGUAUGGAUGUUCACAUCAACAUGUCGUAUUGCACUCCGUAUGGGUUUAGGUUGUUGGCGUCUAACUAUCAUGGCAUCACUCAACAUGAGCGGUUUGAAGAGAUUGAUGAUUUGAUUGGCAAGGUGGAGAUUACCCCGGCUGAGGUAGCCGAGCAGCUGCUUAGGGAUGAUGAUGCGGACCGUGCUCUUGGUGGACUCGUUGAGUUUUUUAAUGUGAAGAUGCAGGAGAAUGAAGAGGCUAAAGCAAAGGAAAUUAAGGUAAUCAAGUAGGAUAAGGAAGUAUAUUAAUUUGCAUGGAGAUUGUUGGUUAUUAAUCACUAGUUAAUAUGGUAGUAUAUCUGUUCUUGUUUAUGGGUCAUCAUAGUGGGUUACCGGUUAAUAUGAAGUAUUAUGUCAAUUUCAUUUUGUAUUGGAUGAUUUGAGGACGAUAUGAAUGAAAUGAAUUUGUGACAAAAUGUGGUUUGUGUCACCUUAUAUCGGAAAAUCAA
This is a messenger RNA of Helianthus annuus (common sunflower), 1763 nucleotides long. Its product is annotated as AAA-ATPase At3g50940-like. The transcript has 2 exons. The coding region runs from base 118 to 1545 and encodes 475 amino acids. NCBI's taxonomy places the organism in Eukaryota, Viridiplantae, Streptophyta, Magnoliopsida, Asterales, Asteraceae. The record is from RefSeq and is a predicted model, not a curated record. Gene Ontology annotation, molecular function: ATP hydrolysis activity; ATP binding.